UACACUUCUCAUCAGAUUUAAAGACAUUCAGCUUCUGACUAAUGUUGACUCCACAAUUGUGGCAUUACAUUCCGACUUGACAACUUUCAACGGAGUUUCUUGCUUGAAUAUGGAAGAGGCUGACGGAAGAAUAGUGUUACACUUGCAAAACGCCAUCGAAAAUGCGGGACUACAUAAUAUAAUUGUUCGAAGUUCUGAUACAGAUGUUCUUGUACUUCUAGUAUCUUUCUUUCUAAAGCUCAGUCAGAAAGGUUUAAAGCAUCUGUGGCUGCAAUAUGGAGUAGGAUCUAAACAACGCUAUAUUAGUGUUCACCAAAUUUCGCAGACUCUUGGAGACGACAAAUCUGAGGCACUGCGAGGUUUCCACGCUUUUUCGGGUAGUGAUUUCACGUCCUUUUUUGUGGCAAGGGCAAGCGUUCUGCAUGGGCAGCAUGGGACGAAUCUUUCACUAAUGCCUUUAAGGAGAUUUCCAACCCACAAACCGAAAUUAGUCCGAUCGUAUAUGCGGACUUGGAGAAAUUUACCAUAAAACUGUAUGGCGUAUGCAC
Anthonomus grandis grandis is the source of this 548-nucleotide messenger RNA. RefSeq lists its product as uncharacterized. The record is from RefSeq and is a predicted model, not a curated record. Lineage: Eukaryota; Metazoa; Arthropoda; Insecta; Coleoptera; Curculionidae. The transcript has 2 exons. The coding region runs from base 110 to 529 and encodes 139 amino acids.